This is a messenger RNA of Guyanagaster necrorhizus, 916 nucleotides long. Its product is annotated as DUF1077-domain-containing protein. NCBI's taxonomy places the organism in Eukaryota, Fungi, Basidiomycota, Agaricomycetes, Agaricales, Physalacriaceae. The transcript has 5 exons. The record is from RefSeq and is a predicted model, not a curated record. The coding region runs from base 20 to 538 and encodes 172 amino acids.
CUCUUUCUUCCCAACCACCAUGCUGUCGAAAAUUCUCGAUUUCGCGUCCUUAGAAAGCUCUUCUAAACAUCGCCAACUGCCUUCUCCUCCCGGUUUCUCCAAAUCGCUGGCCACGUCCAAAGGGCCGGCCAAGUCAUCCACCACCUCGACAGCUGCUUACGAUAAGCUAAAAGAACGUCGAGCAUGGGAUAUGGCCAUCGCUCCCGCCAAGUCACUACCAAUGCAAGCUUUCAUGCUCUACAUGUCCGGCGGCGGGGUACAGAUAUUCAGCAUGGGCAUCGUUGCGAUGCUCUUGUGGACACCAUUCAAGAACAUUGCUGGUAUUAAUGAAGCCUUUGUGCAAUUCGCGCCGUCAAAGGCCCAACCAAAAUCGCUCACGACCCUGCCUCUGCAAAAGAUCGUAUACGUGUUAUGCAAUAUGUUGACGCUUGCAGUGGGUCUGUGGAAAUGUCGUUCAAUGGGGUUGCUGCCUACUGGGACGGGAGACUGGCUUGCUUUCGAGACGAGAGGUCUGGCUCCCGAAUUAUCAUUAUUCUAAGUUGGAGGGGAUAUUUCGCUAUUGCCAUUUGUUGAGGCCAGUGUGAUACUAUCCCGGUUUCUUACUGCCAAGAUCCUUCAUCGCUUUCUCCACCUCAAGCCUCUCCAUAACAGCCCGGGUAAGACUCGACUUGCUUCUAGCCCCACCUGCAGCCUGUGGCGUGGUAGAAGUUCCUGAAGCUAAAGGUUGUUCAUGAAUCCGCAAGUGAUGUGGUACGAUAAUUGGCGUUGAAGGCGGUGGUGGUGGCCACUAAACGGGACACUUAGAGACACAAUUAGGCGACUGAAAGAAAAUACUUGCGUUUCGUCUCGGCUGAUUGAAAUGAAGUGCAGCCCACGGCGGGUAUUCCUUCUCCAGCCGGAUGAUGUGCUCCUCAAG